AUGCGCGUCACUCUCCGGGACCCCCCAGCGUACAAGCUUGAUGGAACCAUUCGCGACGUUGCGGCAGGCAGUAGUCUGACGCUGACGAACGUAUUCGUUGUCGGAACCGAGAAAUGGGCACCUGAGAUGCGCAUCAACGCGAUGAACAUUGCGGACCUCACCCAGAUUGAAGACGAUAAGCCCGCGCUCUACAACGCUCCGCCACCAGCCCCUGAACCUGUCGCUCUUCCCGCCCGCCCAUCACGGCAGGCAUUCGAAGACCCUGCGAUCCUUAGCUUUGGAAGAUCAACGGCUAUGCCGGACAGUACUGUUGCAGGCCCCGAGGUGCAUAGCACCCCGGACUUAGCCUUGGAUCUCGAAGACAGUGAUUUGCCAGGGGUUUUGAGGGGCAUCCACGUCGGUCGGGGCAUGGUCAAGCCUCUGACGCCGAUCCAGGAUGUGGUAGAAGCGAUCGACCAGCAGCUGCGAAUCGAGCAUGGGCAGCACAGCCAAGCGGGAAAGAUCACGGAUACCGAAAGUGAAAGGCAAAAGAGGAAGAAGCGUCGCAAUAAGGCAAAGACGCAACAGCACUCCCAUGAUUCGGACGCUCCUAGCUCACCAGGCGACAAACCUAGCGUGCCUACGAGCGGUCGCGGCAAAGGCUGGAGGCAGACACCCAUGCUGCAGAGCACAGCAUCAUUCCAGCCAUUCUCUUCGCUCAAGAAACAGGGGCGUGGGGGGAAAAGCGCGGCGGACAAUGGGUGGGAGUCCGCCGAUGUCACAGAGGAGAUGGCGGAGUUUGACUUCGAAAACAACCUGGCCAAGUUUGACAAGCGUGCCGUGUUUGAUCAAAUGCGCAAGGAGGACCAGAUUGACGACGCCAGCCGACUUGUCGCACACAACCGACGACCGAAGCCCGGUACCAGCAAUGGCAAAAACCUACACCACACGGAGAAUGUGCUGGAUCUUCCACAGUCAACCAGGGCAACCGCCGAUUUUUGGAACAGCGAGGCGGACGAAGGGCUGGCCGAGUUUGAGGUCGAAAGACCGAAUGGGCGCGAUUUCAAAGAAGCGCCCGCGCUACGCAGAGCGGAGAGCAAGAGUGGGAUAUCCAGGAGGUCGCGAUCACGCAAGGCCAGCAGCGGUAUGACUGGGGGCCACCCACUGACCCGUGUCAACUCUGGGCAGGCGUACAACCCGGGGCUCCACCUACUGCCUUCGAAUCGACGCGUGGAAGCGAUAUCGACACUCCAGAUGCUUAACCUUGAGAACAUUGCUGCAAACGAGGUCGGUUUCACGGAGGAGCUCAUGGCUGAGAACGCCGGUCGAGGCAUCGCAGAGGUCGCAAUCAAGGCAUUGUCUGACCCGGCGAUGAAGGUCCGCUUUGAGCUUGCCACCAACAGCUCGUCGGCUGGUGCACUGCUCGCCAGUUCGUCCACCGUCAUCCUGGCGGGAAACAACAAGUCGAGCAUCCGUGCACUGGCGGCAGCGCGUCAUCUUCGCAAUCGCAACAUAGAUGUGGUGGUUUGCGUGGUCGGCAUUGAGCGCGAACGGGAUCUCAUGGAGGACCUUCGACGACAGGUUGCGCUAUACCGCGCCUUUGGCGGUCGUGUUCUGAACAAAAACGAGUUCUUUGAGCAUCUUCGAAAGAACGCGGCUUCUGGAGCCAGUGUGCCUGUCUCGCUCAUCGUUGACGCAAUGCUCGGGCUGACCAUGUCUUUCGAGGAACUGCGUGUCGGUGAUCAAGCGUCGGUGUAUGAGCUCAUGGAAUGGGCGAACCGAAACGAGGCGUUUGUGCUAUCGGUCGAUAUUCCUUCCGGCAUUGAACCUACGACGGGCAAGAUCGCCAUCAUCGAUGGAGGUCCGCUCUUUGUGAAGCCCCGGUACGUCGUGGCAAUGGGGGCCCCAAAGCGAGGACUGCUUGAAGCCGUCACGCCACCACGCAAAGACGAGCCUGCGGCUUUAAACUACGCCGGCCAUGAGGACGACUGGCGGUUGUUCGUGGCCGACAUGGGUCUGGGCAGCGCUGUAUGGAAGAAAGCAGGCACCAAGCUACGGCGCGGUAUCGACUUUAGCGGCAACUGGGUGCUGGAGAUGCAGUAUCGCACUGAUGGAUACGGGUCGGCGCGGUCUGGGGAGCAUUGA
Messenger RNA from Emericellopsis cladophorae, 2124 nucleotides. RefSeq names its product Enhancer of mRNA-decapping protein-like protein. Gene Ontology annotation, cellular component: P-body. The transcript has 3 exons. Gene Ontology annotation, molecular function: mRNA binding. Gene Ontology annotation, biological process: deadenylation-independent decapping of nuclear-transcribed mRNA; P-body assembly. The coding region runs from base 1 to 2124 and encodes 707 amino acids. Lineage: Eukaryota; Fungi; Ascomycota; Sordariomycetes; Hypocreales; Bionectriaceae. The record is from RefSeq and is a predicted model, not a curated record.